This is a messenger RNA of Cucurbita maxima (winter squash), 2039 nucleotides long. Its product is annotated as cysteine-rich receptor-like protein kinase 42. Gene Ontology annotation, biological process: protein phosphorylation. The transcript is spliced from 6 exons. NCBI's taxonomy places the organism in Eukaryota, Viridiplantae, Streptophyta, Magnoliopsida, Cucurbitales, Cucurbitaceae. Bases 62 to 2029 code for a protein of 655 amino acids. The record is from RefSeq and is a predicted model, not a curated record. Gene Ontology annotation, molecular function: protein kinase activity; ATP binding.
UCCAUGGCGGCAAACACUUCACUGUACAGAGAGAGAGAGAUUUUCCAGUUACUGUAAAAUCAUGGCUUCCAUUUUCAUCCAUGGAGUUUCCUUCUUCUUCUUCUUCUUCUUCCUGUUCUUCUCUGUUUCUCUCUCAGAUCCCCGAAUCUCCGAAGCCGGAAGCAUCUGCGGAACCUUCAAGCCUCCGCCCAAAUCCCGAUUCAUCCCAACCUUCAUCGAAGAAAUGGAAGCCAUAUCCGAGCUUCUCACAACUCGCAAUUGGACAACUCAUUUCGUCAAUUCUACUCCCCCAAUGUUCGCCUUAUCGCAGUGCUUCAACGAUCUCUCUCACAACGAUUGCCUUCUCUGUUACGCCGCCAGCCGCACCGCCCUUCCUCGUUGCCUUCCCGCCGUCUCCGCCCGGAUCUUCCUCGAUGGAUGCUUCCUCCGGUAUGAAAAUUACAGUUUCUACAAAGAGUCCACCGAUUCCCUUAGGGAUUCUGUGAAUUGCACCUCGGAAUUGGGGGAAAUCGAUGAAUCUGAUAAGUUAGGGUUUGGAGAGAAUGUUAGGGUUGUUGUUGAGAAUGUGACGAGGACGGCCAUGGCGAAUGGCGGAUUUGGGAUUGGUGAAGUUAAUGGGAUGUUUGGUUUGGCGCAGUGUUGGGGGAGUGUUGAGCCAGCGGGUUGUAGGACUUGCUUGGAGAAGGCGAGGAGGAGUAUUACAAGCUGCUUGCCGAGUAGGGAAGGGAGGGCUUUGAAUGCUGGGUGCUAUUUGAGGUAUUCAACUGUGAGGUUCUACAAUGAUAAGGCUGAAGAACAGGAUCAUGAUGAUCAAAACGGAUUUUCUGGAAGAAGAGCUGUAGCUGCCAUUGUUUUAGCUUCAGUUGCCUCCUUGAUCAUCGCCAUUUCAGCUGCUUUUGCAUGCUAUACAAGAAUAUCAAACUUAAAGAAAAAGAAGAAAAAACAAUCCCUUAUUCCAAUUUCCUUUAGGGAUUCCGAUGUGAAUUUCAAGUAUGAAACGCUUGAAAAGGCCACUAAUUACUUCAGCCCAUCAAGUAAGAUAGGCCAAGGUGGAGCUGGUUCUGUUUAUAAAGGAACUCUUCCAAAUGGGAAGAUUGUUGCUGUGAAGAGGUUGGUUUUCCAUACCAGGCAAUGGGUUGAUGAGUUCUUCAAUGAGGUGAAUUUGAUUCGUGGAAUCCAACACAAAAACCUUGUUACCCUUUUAGGCUGCAGCAUUGAAGGGCCUGAAAGCCUGCUGGUCUACGAGUACGCUCCGAAUCGGAGCCUCGAUCAGUUCAUUUUCGAUAAGAAGGAGGUUCAGAUUCUGAAUUGGAGGCAGCGUUUCAAUAUUAUCCUGGGAACAGCUGAGGGGCUUGCACAUCUUCAUGAAGGUUGUAAGAUGAGAAUAAUCCAUAGAGACAUAAAGAGUAGUAAUGUUCUUCUGGAUGAAAAUUUCAAUCCAAAGAUUGCUGAUUUUGGUCUCGCUCGGCAUUUCGCAGCCGAUCACACUCAUCUUAGCACCGGAAUUGCCGGGACACUAGGUUAUAUGGCUCCUGAAUAUCUCGUUCGAGGACAGCUUACCGAAAAGGCAGACGUUUAUAGCUUUGGAGUGCUGAUACUCGAGAUCGUCUGUGGUAGACGAAACAGUUCCUUCACAGAAAACUCUACCCCACUCCUCCAAACAGUUUGGGAUCUGUACAAAUCAGGGAGAUUAAGUGAAGCCAUUGACUCAUGCUUGAACAAGGAUUACCCUGCAAAGGAAGCCAUGGAUGUUCUGCAAAUAGGGCUGUUAUGCACACAAGCUCUAGCUUCUUUAAGACCGUCAAUGGCGACCGUGGUGAAACUGCUAAGCAGUGAAGGAGAGAGGAAGGUUUCCAUCCCAGAACAACCUCCGUUUUUGAAUCCUUGUGGAGCCUCCAGAAGAUCUUGUAGAGUUAGCAGCUUGGUUUCCAAACUUGAUGUUUCUUCUUGCACAUCAACAGAUUCAGGUUCUUCUUCUUCUAACUUGCCUUCAAGAACUGGAGAUUUGACUGAAUUGAAUCCAAACUAAACUAUAGCAA